AUGACGUCUGCUUACGUCCGCGACAAUAAAAAUCAGCCCAUCAAAGAUGUGUGGACUCUGGAAGCCGCUGACCCAUUCGCAUUGGGCGCAGGUCAUGUAGAUCCAGCGGCUGCUAUGGAUCCAGGGCUCGUCUACGACCUGUCACCUCGUGAUUACAUUCACGUUCUCUGUACUCUCAAUUACGCGGCCGCCAAACAGAUUGCUCUUCUGAUGGACAACCACAAAAUCUCGUGCCCCAGAUCAAGCAAUUUGGUAUACGCAGCUGAUAUUAAGUAUCCAUCUUUUUCUCUUCACUUCAACUCCACCAGAAUACCUAAAUUAGUCGUGAGAAGGAGAGAAGUAACAAACGUGGGCGCCACUCGUUCUACCUACAGAGUGCACGUGGAGGAGCCUUCUGGAAUGAAAAUAAGUGUUCAACCAGAGACUUUAGAAUUCACAAAGAAGAACCAGAAGCUUAAGUUUCGUGUAAGAUUCCAGAGCACAAUCACCAAAGCAAACGAAGAUGCAACGACUGGUGAGAUAUCGUGGAAGUGUAUCCGAGGUGGAACUCAUGUUGUUUGUAGUCCAGUAGUUGUACUGUGGCGAGGUUUAUGA
This is a messenger RNA of Cryptomeria japonica (Japanese cedar), 594 nucleotides long. Its product is annotated as subtilisin-like protease SBT1.1. The coding region runs from base 1 to 594 and encodes 197 amino acids. Gene Ontology annotation, molecular function: serine-type endopeptidase activity. Gene Ontology annotation, biological process: proteolysis. The transcript has a single exon. Lineage: Eukaryota; Viridiplantae; Streptophyta; Pinopsida; Cupressales; Cupressaceae. The record is from RefSeq and is a predicted model, not a curated record.